Messenger RNA from Frankliniella occidentalis (western flower thrips), 1994 nucleotides. Its product is annotated as myeloid differentiation primary response protein MyD88. Gene Ontology annotation, molecular function: Toll-like receptor binding; TIR domain binding. Gene Ontology annotation, biological process: positive regulation of canonical NF-kappaB signal transduction; Toll signaling pathway; defense response to Gram-positive bacterium. NCBI's taxonomy places the organism in Eukaryota, Metazoa, Arthropoda, Insecta, Thysanoptera, Thripidae. Bases 355 to 1581 code for a protein of 408 amino acids. Gene Ontology annotation, cellular component: plasma membrane. The record is from RefSeq and is a predicted model, not a curated record. The transcript has 8 exons.
ACGCGUUGAAGAAAUUUGUAGCCAAGAUAUAGGUUUUAAAUUUACUAUUUUUGAUUUUAAGUUCCCUUUUUGAGGCUUUGGUCAAAUUGUGGUCAGAUGCUUACAUCUUGUGACGUCACUGACAGCUCUCGUCGUCUGUCGUCUGUCUAUUGUUUUGUUUGCGUAGUUGUUGUUGUUGUUGAAAAGGUGUGCUGUUGUUGUUCGAGAUUGCAACAAGUGGUCAUGGAUGGUGUUCAACUUGGAUUUGAACCACAAUAUUGCUAAGCAUGUCGGAAUAUUGAAAAGUUUUCAAGGCCAAUAUAAGCCGUUUCUAAAUUUCUUCAUUGUGAUUGUACAUUUCGAAACCAUUUAAAGAUGUCAGGACAGGCAGAAAUUGACCUUUCAGAGGUUCCCAUAGCUGCUCUGCGUGAUAGAACUCGUCGACUCCUUGAAGAAUCCCUGAAUGAAGCUAGAGUUCUCCCCACAGAUGAAAACAUUCCAAGAGAUUGGCGGGGGCUUGCUCAUUUUACUGGAAUUAACACAUUAUCCCUAGCAAAAUCAACAAAUCCUUGUUCCGAAAUAUUAAAACUAUGGGAUGAAGACAAGCUGUCAAAAGGAGAUAAGAGACCUUCACUGAGAGAUCUGCUGAAUAUAUUUGCCCAGAUUGAUCGAUGGGAUGUGUACGAUGAUUCAGAACCAAUGAUGUUGGAAGAUGCAACUCAUUACACCACAUCACUUCAAGUACAACCAGUCGUUAAGGAAACCAUUCAGCCUUUUGAAAAUGGCUGCUUGACACAGAAGGAUGUUGAACGUUGUCGGGAUGGACUCCCUCUUCUGAAGUAUGAUGCAUUCUUGCUGUAUGCAGAUGAAGAUCUCAAGUAUGCCAGAAUGAUGAUUGAUAAGUUGGAGUACGAAUACAACCUUCAGCUUGUUGUGAAGGAUAGAGACUUACUCACAGGUGUAGGUUUUGAGUUCAAAGCUAUCACAAAGUUGAUUGCUGAGCGUUGUUCUUGUAUGAUUGUCAUUCUCUCUCCAAAUCUUCUUAAAAGUGAAGCUAACAUGUUUUUCUUGGCCUUUGCCCAAUCACUCAGCAUCCAGCAGCAGCAAAAGCGCAUCAUACCCUGCAAAUAUGAACCUUGUGACCUUCCACCAGAAAUAAGUUAUCUGUAUUAUCUGGAUUAUCAACGCUCGUUAUUGUUUAACAACUUCUGGCAGAGAAUCAGCAGCUCAAUUAAGGCUGCUAUUGAUGCUCCUGUUCCACAAAAAGUGAGCCCUCAGUUGAGCACUACUUCCAGUCAAAGUGAGGCCAGAUGUACAAUAACAGAAAUACCAUCAGAAGAAAUCCAACCGGAUGUGGAGUCAACUGUCACUGAGGAGCAAACUGCCAUUGUGAGAAUGUCAGACCCAUCAACUCAUUUUCCUGGCAACAGUUUAGAAAACUCUACAGAGAAGAACUGGUUUUGCAGCAAAUCUUCAAUAAAGAGUGAUGACAUUUCUCAGCCCUCAAAACCACAAGAUACUAGUCUUAUUAGCCGUAUUAAAAAGAUUAAGAAAAGUAAAAAUUGGUUUAAAAAGAAGAAAGCAGUGGCUGUUGAGGCAUGACCUUACUGACCUUACUGUAUGAGCAUAAAUGUAGACUGUUCAGUAUCCAUUAUCAUAGUAAUCAGUACAUUGAAUCUCUUGCGUGAUCGUUUAAUAUAAGUAUGCAUUUCCUAGAAUCUGUUUUAUCUUUUUGUUUACAUUAGUUUUUAAAUAUAUAUUAUUCAAUGUUUUGAUUUUUUUAAAUACAUGUUUAGUAAUUUAAAAAAUCUCAGUUUUGGAGUGCUGGCACUUCUUAAUGAAAUUGACUGAAUUCAGAGUACUCCUUGUUUAACGUAUGUCUUCUGACUGCUUAGUUUGUAAACUUGUAUUUUUACCUAUUUCUAUAUUUUAUAGGUAUGUUAAUAAAAUUAACAACCUGUGGAAAGCAGUGUAUCCUGGUGGGAGGAAAUAAGAAACUGUUUGAUUUAAUCUAA